UUUAUUGGAUUCUUGAUCUGAUUGAAGCCCAGAAGUGGUAGGUAGCACGGCUUAAAAGUAGACAGAGUUAUUGGCCCCAUGGCAGUUUCUGACAUUAAAUCAAAAUGUAAGCUAAAUCCUCUAACAAAAGUACCCAGCUCCCAUGGCAAGAGGGAUAAAGAUUUACCAGGAUCUCUCCCCUGCCAAAACAAAGAAAAGAAGCUGAAGCCUUCACAAAUGCAAGCCUUCCGAGAUGCCUACAACUUCUUUAACAAGGAUAAAACUGGCUGUAUUGAUUUACAUGGAAUGAUGUGCACUUUAGCUAAGUUGGGAAUGAAUCUAACCAAGCAUGAUGUCUAUAAUGAAUUAAGAUGUGCUGAUAUUGAUCGAGAUGGGAAAGUGAAUUUCUCAGACUUUAUAAAGGUGCUAACAGAUAAAAACCGCUUCCUUAAAGCUGUGGUUCCAGAAAAGGAGAAAUGUUUAGAUUCAGCUGGCAACCCAGGGAUCCUGUUGUUUGAAAUCCUAUCAAAGCUUGUAGAGACUUCAGCUUUACCCAGAAAGGCUAUAAUGGAAAUAGUAAGCUAUUUCCGAAGAAAAUUCCAAGAUACCACGUCAGGAAUGUCGUGGAGUCCCUACACUAUGGGUUAUGGGAAAAGGAGGUUUAAACCAGACAUACGCACACCUCCAAGCUCAAGCACGGCCGCCUUUGCUAAUGCUGCCCGAAUCACAAUAAUGAAAGAAAAGGAUUUACUUACAUUUCUUGAAGAGCUCAAGCGGUGCAGUCCUCCUUCAGGUAGCCCAUAUUCAAAAAUACCCAUCUUUCCAUUGUUUCCUAAUAUGGAUGGGGUGGUGAUGGGAAAGCCCUUCAAAGACAUACAGAAACUAGAAAUGCUGAGGAGAAGGGAGCCUCUGGAUUUCUUUGAGAACUACUUUUUCCAUAAAAGAGACUGGAAGACACAGGCAGCAAAUAUAAAGCCUAUCGACCCAGUCUCAGGCUAUCCAAGUGACAUCCUAGCCAUUGACCAAAUACUCAAGAAAAAGCAGAAUUGGACAGUGACGGAUGCAACUGCUAUUAAACAGCACGUGAAGAGAGCUACUGAUGCCUAUAACUUGGGAAUUGCCCUUGAGCACCGGAAAGACAUGCUAAACCUCUGGCGGAAGAUCCGAGGGGAUCUGAUUGGAGUAGACACUAAAAAUGAGUCCUUUUAUGACACCUUUUCUACUUAUACGUGGUCCUGGAAUGUUUGCCAAGAAUUACUUUCGCCGAAGGACCUAAGGUUAUGUGAUGCCUACGUGAAUAGGAAUACCUUCCACAACUCUGUAUUCUCUUCUUCCUCAGAUAUCAGUGAGUGUGACACACAGACAGGAAGAAAAAGAAAACGGAAAGCUUUCAAAGGGUUUCGACAAUGAAAUUUCUACAUUUUCUAAACAGCUCAUUGCAAACUACUUUUUCAUAGAUAUCAAAAUUACGGUUUCUUGCUUUUGUCUAGUACAUUCUUAGCCGCUGGAAAUGUUGACAUCUUUUGGAUUCUGACCAGUAAAAAAGUUUAAGUCAUAA
Molecule: messenger RNA, 1537 nt
Organism: Odobenus rosmarus divergens (Pacific walrus)
Lineage: Eukaryota; Metazoa; Chordata; Mammalia; Carnivora; Odobenidae
Gene: EFCAB3
Product: EF-hand calcium binding domain 3
Exons: 10
Coding region: 79-1389 (436 amino acids)
Molecular function (GO): calcium ion binding
Source: RefSeq, a predicted model, not a curated record